AUAGCAAAGGCGUAGCUCAGGAUCCCCGCAACACCCCCACAGGAGAGUCCUUCACGUCUGAAGCCACAUAAGCAGGAGAACUGCAGGCUGGGAGUCUUGAUCUGAACUGCCUCUGUCGUUCAACCCACGUCCCUCGUUCAGUCUUAGGAAUCGAAGAUGGCUUCCACCCUCCUCUCUCGGCAACUGACAUACACACUGCAGCAGAAUCUGAAGCUUUCACUCCCUCGGUGCCGAUAUGUCAGUCAACCAGCGAACAAGACUGAUGUGGAUGUUGGGAUUGAGGGACCUUCGAUGAAAACCGAAGUGCCGGGCCCACGAUCUCGGGAGUUGCUCAAAGAUCUGACUGAAUUACAGAACACAGAAGCGGUCCAAUUCUUUUGCAAUUAUGAGGAAAGCCAAGGGAACUACCUGGUGGACGUGGAUGGCAACAGAAUGCUUGAUCUUUACACACAGAUCGCUUCCAUUCCUAUUGGUUACAAUCAUCCUGCGCUGAUCAAAGUGUUACAGAAUCCACACAAUGUGAGUACCUUCGUGAACAGACCUGCCCUGGGGUGCUUGCCUCCCGAAUCCUUCCCUCAAAACCUCAAUGAGACUCUGCUUUCGGUGGCCCCGAAAGGUUUGAGGCAGGUUCAGACGAUGGCGUGCGGCUCUUGUGCUAAUGAGAAUGCCUUCAAAGCAGCCUGUAUCUGGUACCGAAACAAAGAGAGGGGAACCACUGAACCUACAAAGGAGGAAUUGGAAUCUUGCAUGAUCAACCAGAACCCUGGAAGCCCCGACCUAACUAUUCUGUCCUUCAUGGGUGGUUUUCACGGAAGAACCUUUGGCUGUUUGGCAACAACCCACUCCAAGGCCAUCCACAAAUUAGACAUCCCAACCUUUGACUGGCCCAUGGCUCCAUUUCCAAAGCUUAAAUAUCCUCUGGACGAGUUUGAGAAGGAGAACACACAGGAAGAAAACAGGUGCCUGGAGGAGGUGGAGGAUCUGAUCGUGAAGUACAGGAAGCGAGGGAAGAACGUGGCGGCGAUUAUCGUUGAGCCAAUCCAAUCCGAGGGAGGAGAUAACCAUGCCUCCAAUGAGUUCUUCAGGAAGCUGCGGGACAUUAGCAAGAAGCAUGGCACAGCAUUCGUGUGUGACGAAGUGCAAACGGGAGGAGGCGGAACCGGCAAGUUCUGGGCACACGAACAUUGGGGUCUGGAUGAUCCAGCUGACAUUGUCACCUUCAGUAAGAAGCUGCUAUCUGGAGGUUACUUCUACAAGGAUGUGCUGAGACCCAUUGGGGGCUAUAGGAUUUUCAACACAUGGCUGGGUGACCCUUCAAAAAACCUCCUGCUCUCUGAAGUACUUAAAGUUAUCAGGGCUGAAAAUCUCAUAGAUAACGUCAACCGAUCGGGCAAAAUCCUGUUAAAUGGACUUCUAGAUUUACAGGCCCGCUAUCCACACGUCCUGAGCAAAACCAGAGGAAAAGGGACAUUCUGCUCGGUAGAUGCACCAGAUGAAGCAUCCAGGAAUAAACUUGUCCUGAAAAUGCGGAACAAAGGUGUUGUACUUGGUGGCUGCGGAGAUAAGUCCAUCCGCUUCCGUCCUGCCUUGGUGUUUCAGGAGCACCACGCACAUCUCUUCCUUAACCUUUUCAAUGAUAUUCUGGCCGACUUCAAAUGAAGGACAUUAGAAAAGACGGUGUGUGAUGGUCCAAACCUUCAUAAUCCUAGUGUUCCGUAAAUAGGAAUCACGUUACCUUAUAUUAAAAAAAUGACUUCCUCAGCAUUAACAUUCACUAUUUCCACAAGUAUUUAAAUUGAUAAUUAAUGAUGUUUCACCUCAAACUACCACUGUGUAACAUUUUACUCAUUUAAUGUUAAAUUCCAAACUAAUAAUAAGAAAUGGGUGUCUUAUUCUCCAGUGUCAUUGAUUCUCCAGUGUCCCAUUCUCCAGCGUCAUUGAUGUAAUUGUGUAAAUUGAGUUAAUUUAUGUAGCUUCUGUUUCGUACUUAUCCUGGUAUUUUUGUAAUUUUUACUGACAUUUUGUAUCACAAGCAGAUUGCACAAUCAAUGGAGAUUCAUUAUGUUACUAUAUAUAGAGUAUCUGUGAUCUGUUCUAAAAAGAAUUAAUACUACAUAACGGCUUAUAAAAUAAUGGAAUCAGCUUUCAUUUUAAAACCUAUUGUGGACUUGAUAUGCCAAAUAGCCAGCAACUUUGACUGCUCUACUAAAAUAUUGUUUUAAGCUUGGUCAGUUAUCAUGUGUAUGAAUUAUUGUGUAUAAUUCCAGUCGCCAUAGGCACCUAUAUUCUGAAAUAAACCUGGUCAAUUUCAACUAAUGUCGUAUUUUCAAAAGGUGACCCACAAAUGCAUUGUACACAGUACUUUAUUUUCAUUAAAAUAUUGCAUGGAGUGUU
Messenger RNA from Callorhinchus milii (elephant shark), 2394 nucleotides. It is a transcript of the gene abat, whose product is annotated as 4-aminobutyrate aminotransferase. Lineage: Eukaryota; Metazoa; Chordata; Chondrichthyes; Chimaeriformes; Callorhinchidae. Bases 157 to 1659 code for a protein of 500 amino acids. Gene Ontology annotation, cellular component: mitochondrion. The transcript is spliced from 16 exons. Gene Ontology annotation, biological process: GABA catabolic process. The record is from RefSeq and is a predicted model, not a curated record. Gene Ontology annotation, molecular function: pyridoxal phosphate binding.